Messenger RNA from Sinocyclocheilus rhinocerous, 860 nucleotides. Its product is annotated as ribosomal protein S6 kinase alpha-6-like. Bases 208 to 636 code for a protein of 142 amino acids. Gene Ontology annotation, molecular function: ATP binding; protein kinase activity. NCBI's taxonomy places the organism in Eukaryota, Metazoa, Chordata, Actinopteri, Cypriniformes, Cyprinidae. The transcript has 5 exons. The record is from RefSeq and is a predicted model, not a curated record. Gene Ontology annotation, biological process: protein phosphorylation.
GAUUGGGAAAUCCUCCGCCGGGUGCGUCACAGUGACGUCAGCGCUGGCGUCUUCAGCUCGCGCGGACAGAGACGGCCAUAUUUGAGCGGAGCGUCCCGCGCGGUUUGUACGGAGCGGCCAGUCGCCCGGUCACCUGACUUUCACGCGCAUUUAACGGUCACACACGACGCAGAAAUGCCCCGCGGAAUAAGCCUCUAGUUCAACCACAUGAUAUCCUUUGGCCCCGCGCUGGAGUCCUCGCGUAAAAUGGAGGUGCAGAGCGUCAGCAGUGAGAUGAAUGGGCAUCAGAUGAUGGAUGAGCCGAUGGAGGAGGAGUCCUACACACACUGUGACGAGGGCGCUUAUAAAGAGAUUCCCAUCACUCAUCAUGUGAAGGAGGGCUGUGAGAAGGCCGAGCCCAGCCAGUUUGAGCUGCUCAAGGUUUUGGGACAAGGCUCCUUUGGGAAGGUGUUUUUGGUGCGGAAGUUAAUGGGUCCAGAUGCCGGUCAACUUUAUGCAAUGAAGGUGCUCAAAAAGGCAUCUUUAAAAGUGAGGGACAGAGUUCGCACUAAGAUGGAGAGAGAUAUUCUGGUGGAGGUCAAUCAUCCUUUCAUUGUGAGGUUGCACUAUGGUAAGACUCUUGGAGAAACCUUCUGAGUGAUAGUUAUGGGGUUGUCUCACAAGAUGUAGCUUUGUAAUAGAGUAAACCAAAGUUCAUCUUGGUUUGGUCAGCGCUGUAUGCAGCUCUGUUCAAUGAUCAUUUGAGCCGAUUUUGGUGAAAUGUGCACAUUCCAGACUGUUUGCUGAAGUUUUCAGCAUCACUUAAGCCCAGUGACUGUGUAAAUGUGACGCUUAUAAACUCAGAAAGCAGUACUGUUAUG